AUGGUUUUAUUUGAUAAAGUGCCAAUUCAAGAAUAUUUUACUAAUUUAUUCAAUUAUGACGUUGAAUAUGAGGAAACGAAUCCAAACUAUCGAUGUCUUCGAGGAGCUUUUCACGUUGUUAAUGUCAUGAAAUUCUUCAUGGUUCUGGAGUUUAUCACUAUUUUCAUUUACGUCUUGACAGCUUUUCCAUACUUCCUUUUAUGGAUAGGUUUCCACUUACUAUAUAUUUUCGUGACCUUGUACGGUUUAAAAAAGGAACGACAUCGUUUUCUAUGGCCAGCUGUUAUACUGGCAGGCAUUAUUUUCCUCUUAUGGAGUAUAGUCGCUGUCAUAAAGUUCUUAAUAGGAAUGUUCAACACGGACUAUUUCUUAAAACUAUACGGUCAAGGUCAUCAUGAAGACUUCUGGACUCGUAUGCUCAUCGUUUUGAUUAUAAAAGCUGUUGUCUUGUUGACUGGUGCUAUCAUAUUCUGGAGAGUUUCUGUUUUCCAUACAACCAGAAAAUAUUUUGAGGCUAAAGCUGACGGAGAAAUUGUUGUCACGAAUCCCGAUGAGGCGACUGGUCUCGAUAAAUUAAUGCAACCUGUCUAA
Auanema sp. JU1783 is the source of this 591-nucleotide messenger RNA. Lineage: Eukaryota; Metazoa; Nematoda; Chromadorea; Rhabditida; Rhabditidae. The record is from the annotation of a GenBank genome assembly.